AUGUUUCAUUUCUACACUCUUUUCACCAGGUAUUCAAUUGACUAUGGCAUGUUCCGCUUCUGUAUUGCUGACACUGAACAUGAUUGGAGAGAAGGCACAGAACAAUACAAGUUCAUUGAGCAUUGUUUGGCUUCAGUUGACAGACAAAAACAGCCAUGGCUAAUUUUCCUUGCACAUAGGGUACUUGGAUACUCCUCUUGUAUCUGUUAUGCAGAAGAGGGAUCAUUUGCUGAACCAAUGGGGAGAGAGAACCUUCAGAAGCUUUGGCAGAAAUACAAGGUGGACAUUGCCAUAUAUGGGCAUGUGCACAAUUAUGAGAGGACAUGCCCCAUAUAUCAGGUUUCUUCAACCUUAUGCUAUCCUCCAUUCAAAGUUUGCUGA
This is a messenger RNA of Sphenostylis stenocarpa, 381 nucleotides long. Lineage: Eukaryota; Viridiplantae; Streptophyta; Magnoliopsida; Fabales; Fabaceae. The record is from the annotation of a GenBank genome assembly.